AUGUCGACGAAGACGGAGUCGGCGAAUUUGUCCCGCGUGGACGCAGCCAAGGCAGCGCUACGACAGCAGUGGCAGACAACUAUCCGUGCCGUGCGUCCGCUGCCCAACCACAAGUACUUGGUCAAGGGCGACGCGAUGGCUUUGGCCGCGCUCACGAGCGACAACCUCGGAAUAUGCCUCCUCGCCUGCACCAUAUUGGGAUCGAUGGGCAUCGAGAACGACCUCCUAUACGGCACCAUGCUGCCGGCCAUUGGCCUCGCCGUCCUCUUUGGCAAUGGAGCUUACUGGCUGCAAGCGCGGCGUAUGGCGGCCGAGAGUGGCCGCGAGAGUGUUUGCUGCCAGCCUUUCGGGAUCAACGCUCCCAACGUCUUCAUCUUCUCCUUUAGCAUCAUCGCCAACGAGCUGCGCGACGGCCGCAGUCCAGAGGAGGCUUACAACAUGGCGGUGGCGUGCUCCUUCCUGACCGGUUGCGUGCAGCUGAUCUGCGUCCCCCUCGCGCCGCUUGUGGCCAAGUACACGCCGCAGGUGGCGAUGCUCGGAUGCAUCGCUGGCGUGGCGCUCGUCUACCUGUGCCUCGGCCCAAUCGUCGACUACCUCGCUGAGGAGCCGAUCAGGGCGUCGUGCAGCCCUGUUGUUGGUAUAAUCAUAGGAGCCUACGGCGGGGUGCAGACCAACCUUCCCAUCAUCACGUAUGCCAUCGUGCUGGGCGUCGCCAUUGCGUGGGGGCAGGGAGGCGUCGGCGAAGAGGUUGACGGCCACCCGGCCUACGCAAACAAAGAGGCUCUCACGAGCAUCGAGGGGAUCGGCCCCAAGCAAAUUUCGCCCGUGCACUUCUGGGACGAGCUGUCAGAGGCGGUGUCCAAGUACCUCGGGGUGAUCCUCCCGGCGGGGCUCUCCGUCAUCGUCGGAGACAUCACCUGCUGCGAGCUGUGCGGGCUUGGCGGCGACAGCUACUCUGUGCGCGAGACGGCGUUCUAUGACGCCAUCUUCACGCUCGCGGCCGCGCUAAUGGGAAGCAUGCUCCAGGUGACGACCUACCCGAACCACCCGGGCUACUCGCGGCUGGGCGGCCGCACGGGCUACUCGCUCAUCCACGCG
Messenger RNA from Emiliania huxleyi CCMP1516, 1098 nucleotides. RefSeq lists its product as hypothetical. The transcript has 3 exons. The annotation marks the transcript as partial. NCBI's taxonomy places the organism in Eukaryota, Haptophyta, Isochrysidales, Noelaerhabdaceae. The record is from RefSeq and is a predicted model, not a curated record.